GUCUGAGGAGGAGUUGGGUUUCUGAAAACGGAAUGAGACGGCUCGCGGGCGCCCCAAAGAAUUGGACGGACACACGCGAGGGUCAAGUUUAAAUUGUUCGACAACACUUUGCUGUAUGUGUGUGUGUGCGCGCGCAGGCGUGAGAGCGAGUGUUUGUGUGUGUGAGUGUGAGUCAGCCAGGUGUGCCCGCCGCCCCACCUGAGGUUGCGCACGUCACGUCUCUCUUCCGGUCUUCCGGGUUCGGACUCUCGGUUCCGCCAUGCCGGACGUGAUGAGCGUCAGCGAGUUCAUCACAGAGUGCAACGAUGACUACAAGGCGCCCACCACGUCCAGCUUCUCCACGCGCAUGGCCCACUGCAGGAACAGCGUGGCAGCCCUGGAGGAGGUUCUGGACGUGGAACGCUCUGUUCUGUCUAAGCUGAAGAAGGCAGUGAAGUCCGUCUAUACGUCAGGCCUGACACACGUGGAGCAUGAGGACCAGUACGUCUUUGCCAUGGAGAAGUUGGGCGACAGCUGCAUGUGCGGCGAGGACGCCGCCGUGGGCGCCGCCUUCCUCAAGUUUGCCGUUUUCAGCAAAGAGCUGACAGCGCUCUUCAAAAACCUGGUCCAAAACAUGAACAACAUCAUCUCCUUCCCGCUGGACAGUCUGCUCAAGGGGGACCUACGCGGCGUCAAGGGGGACUUGAAGAAGCCGUUUGAUAAGUCCUGGAAGGAUUACGAGACCAAACUUUCCAAGCUGGAGAAGGAGAAGCGGGAGCACGCCAAGCAACACGGGAUGAUUCGCACCGAGUUCAGCGGGGGCGAGAUCGCCGAGGAGAUGGAGAAGGAACGACGCAUGUUCCAACUAAACAUGUGCGAGUACCUGAUCAAAGUCAACGACAUCAAAGUCAAGAAGGGCGUCGACUUCCUGCAAAACCUCAUCAAGUAUUUCCACGCCCAGUGCAAUUUCUUCCAGGACGGACUGACGGCCGUCGAGAGUCUCAAACCCUCCGUUGAGAAAAUGGCGUCCGACCUGACGGCGAUCAAACAGACGCAGGACGGCGAGAGGAAACAGCUCACUCAGCUACGAGACAUCCUCAAGGGGUCGUUGCAGUCAGAGAGCAAAGAGGAGGCCAAGCCGAAGCAAGGAUACAGCCUGCACCAACUGCAGGGCAACAAGGCGCACGGGACCGAGCGCUCAGGGGUUCUGUCCAAGAGGAGCGAGGGGCUGAGGAAGGUUUGGCAAAAGAGGAAGUGCUCGGUGAAAAACGGCUUCCUGACCAUCUGGCAUGCCACGGCAAAUCGACCACCAGCCAAAUUGAACCUGCUCACGUGUCAAGUGAAGAAGAACGCCGACGACAAGAGGAACUUUGACCUCUUCUCACACGAUCGGACGUAUCACUUCCAGGCAGAGGACGAGGCCGAAUGUCAGAUCUGGGUGUCGGUUCUUCAGAACAGUAAAGAAGAAGCGCUGAACAAAGCAUUCAAAGGCGAUCAGGGCGAAGGCGACAACAUCGUGCAGGAGCUCACAAAGGCCAUCGUCAGCGAGGUCAAGAAGAUCGACGGGAACGACGUCUGCUGUGACUGCGGUGCUCCUGGUCCCUCGUGGUUGUCCACCAACCUGGGUGUGCUGAUCUGCAUCGAGUGUUCGGGAAUCCACAGAGAAAUAGGGGUCCACUACUCCAGGAUCCAGAGUCUGGACCUGGAUGUGCUAGGGACGUCCGAGUUGCUGCUGGCCAAGAAUGUCGGAAACGCCACCUUCAACGACAUCAUGGAGGCAGAGCUUUCUGCGAGGGGCGUGGCCAAGCCUGGGCCCACGAGCGACAUGCAGAGCAGGAAGGACUUCAUCACGUCCAAGUACGUGGAAAAAGCGCUGGUCCGCCACCUGUGCGCCGACGCUGACACUCGCCUGCAGGCGCUCUACCAGGCGGUGCACGACCGUGACAUCCUGGCCCUCAUCCAAGUCUACGGCGAGGGCGUCGACCUGAUGAAGGCCUUCUCGCAGCCCCACGAGCAUGAGCCGGGCGAAACCGUACUCCAUCUGGCCGUCCGCAUGGUGGACAGGAACUCUCUGCACAUCGUCGACUUCCUGGCGCAGAACAGCGCCAACCUGGACCAGCAGACGUCUCAAGGAAGCACCGCGUUGCAUUACUGCUGCUUGACGGACAACAGCGAGUGUCUCAAACUUCUGCUCAGAGGGAAAGCAUCCGUGGCCAUCACCAACGAGUCCGGAGAAACACCGCUGGACAUUGCUAGACGACUCGGACACACUCAGUGUGAAGACCUGCUGACUCAGGCUCAUUCAGGAAAGUUCAACGUUCACGUGCACGUGGAGUACGAGUGGUGUCUCCGUAACGACGACCUGGACGAGAGUGAGGACGAGUUGGAGCCCAUCGUUUCCCGCCGUGACGAGCGGGACCGUCCCGUCAGCUGCUUCGUGGGCGCCGGCGUUCCCGCGCAUCCCGCCAGACACCGCAGUCAGAUUCCCAGCAUGAUGAUCAGCAACGAGACAUACGGCGCCGUGCUGGACCGACACCUGCCGCCCGGACCCAACCCCCCGCUGCCGCCCAGGACCCCCGCCAGAGGGCAGACCACUCAACCGGUUGCCAUGGAAACCAUAGGAAGGCAAAGGUCUUCAUCUGACCCCCCAGCCCUAAACACCCCUGGCAGAAACACCUCCAUGUACAUUCUCCCAGUAGCUCCUCCCCCUCCUCCUCCUCCGCCUCCCCCAGCCAACCACAGGGCCCGGAACACGCCCCUUCCAUCUUUGGCCCCCCCCUCUUCCCCCCCGCCACUGCCUCUGGCUCCACCUCUUCACCACAAAGUGCCACCCCCACCUCCACCAGCCAGACCACCAGGACCCAAAUCACCCAGCAGAUCAGACAAACAAGCUCCACCGAGGUCGUCUGUUAGAAGAGCACCGAUAGACAGACGAGCUUCUCAGGGGGAGUCUCCCCAAGGCUCUUACCCCCCAACACCCAAACCAAGAACCACCUUCAGCCUGUCCAGGCCCAAAAGGGUGCGAGCCAUCUACAGUUGUUCUGCGGACAACCCUGACGAGCUGACCUUCGAGGAGGGCGAAGUGAUCGUGGUGGAGGGCGAGGAAGACAGCGAGUGGUGGGCCACGUGGAGGCAGAACCUGCACGACGGGGAGUCUUUCCAGUCACCUUCGUACAUUUUAUCACCGAAUGACGCCCAGUCCCGCUCCCGCAGUCCCCAAGUUAUCAUCGGGACCAACUGCUGCAAUCAAGGGAAAUUGUGGGGCGGGGAAAAAAAAAAAGGGAAACGUUUGGGAAUCACUGCUCCAGUCUUCCGGUACUAGUUAUCCAGUCCUAGUCAUCUAAUCUAUUGUUUCGCAACGGUUUUCAUCCUGCUACCCACAUUUUUCUAUUAUCACUUAAAGUGCCUUUCAGAGCACCUUAUUAAGAAACUGAGGAUGAAAUUUUAACUUGGGACUGAUUUCUUCUUUUUAGGAAAAUGCACAUCAAUAAAUUCAUUUUAGGAAAUGAAGGCCGCAGACCAAUGCAACUGAUUUAUUAUACGGUUCCUACAGUAUACAUUUUUUACUACCUGUCCGCGAUCCGCUUUUGGGUCCCAACCGACCAGUUGAGAAUCACUGCUCGAGUCUAGUCAUUCCCAAUCUUUAUUGAGCCAAUGCACGUCCAGUGGUGCCUUGAAAUAAGAGUUUAUUUGGUUCUGUGGCCACGCUCGUAACUCAAAUCAAAUGUAUUUGAAAAUACCACUAUAAUAUUGUACUUUAUAAAAACAUAUAGUAAUGAGAAUUAAAUAGAAUUUAAAAAAGAAAUGGUUUUUGCCACCCUUUGUCCUUUAAUUGUGCUCAUUCUGAUGUGUCCGCCUUGGCCACCUGGGGCAGUAUAGGACAAACGGAUAAACUGUUCAUUGCGACGUCUCAGCUCCUCUUAGCUCAUCAGUAUGUCACUAAUAUUAGUAAUUCCUCACAUAGGACAAAUAAUAUAUGACUGUUCUGUAUUGUUAUAUUGUCUGUCUCAAUGUGUUGCGGACCAUUUGUGUUCAGAUAUCUGUUGCUUAAAGGGUACCGAUGCCACCACAUAGAUGCUAAUUGUUAGCCAAUGUGCUUAUGGAGUAUCCCAUUGUAUGCUAGCAUUCAGGUAGCCGAGGCUAUGUGUUUGCGUUAAAUAAACUGUGUGAAAUUUUCUUUGUUUAGUUGGACAGUAAACUUGAGGUGAGUGUGGCAAAAACCGCUUGAAGCCUCUUUUUUUGAAGAUUUUUUUCACCAUCUGCCCAAUUGCUGCUGCUUGUUAAGUGGGCUGAGUUCACUGCCACCAUCACUGCUUGCAUCUCAAGUUUAACCUCACAAGUCAAAGCAAAUAUUUGGCCGAACAUAUCAUAUUUGCAACAUUCUUGAGUGAGAUUUUUUUCCAAUGUAAAAUAUGUGCCUUGGCUUAAUAAAGGUUGAUAAUUACUA
Molecule: messenger RNA, 4426 nt
Organism: Phycodurus eques (leafy seadragon)
Lineage: Eukaryota; Metazoa; Chordata; Actinopteri; Syngnathiformes; Syngnathidae
Product: arf-GAP with SH3 domain, ANK repeat and PH domain-containing protein 2-like
Exons: 27
Coding region: 260-3301 (1013 amino acids)
Biological process (GO): positive regulation of GTPase activity
Cellular component (GO): cytoplasm
Molecular function (GO): protein binding; GTPase activator activity
Source: RefSeq, a predicted model, not a curated record